This is a messenger RNA of Fusarium graminearum PH-1, 1617 nucleotides long. RefSeq lists its product as uncharacterized. NCBI's taxonomy places the organism in Eukaryota, Fungi, Ascomycota, Sordariomycetes, Hypocreales, Nectriaceae. Gene Ontology annotation, molecular function: nucleobase transmembrane transporter activity. The coding region runs from base 1 to 1617 and encodes 538 amino acids. The transcript is spliced from 6 exons. Gene Ontology annotation, biological process: transmembrane transport; nucleobase transport. The record is from RefSeq and is a predicted model, not a curated record. Gene Ontology annotation, cellular component: plasma membrane.
AUGGCCUCUAUCGUCAACAAGGCCCACAACCGCUUGCUCGUCCAGAAGCAGUUGCCAGACGGGACCAGUCAACCAGCCAACUUUCUCGACAAUGACUCUAUCCGUCCCACCCCCGUCAAGGACCGCACCUGGACUUCCAUCACAUACUCGGCCUUUUGGUUCGCUGCCACAGCAAAUGUGAGCAAUCUAUACUCGGCCUCCACUGGCCAGUCCGCUGGUCUUAGUAUGUGGGAGGCUCUGGGCUGCUCACUCGGUGGCCAGUUGCUCGCCGGUCUUCUCAUGGCGCUCAAUGGUCGAGCUGGUGCAUUGUACCGAAUCCCCUUCCCCGUCGCCUGUAGAGCCAGUUUCGGAACAUGGGGUGCGUUGUGGCCGACCUUCAACCGUGCUAUUAUGUCCAUUGUCUGGAACGGAGUGACAUCCGUGCAGGGAGCUCAGUGUUUAUAUGUCUUCCUUCAUGCCAUCUUUCCUUCCAUCGCCAAUAUUCCCGACAUCAUGGGCACAAAAUCUGCUCUCAACUCGGCACAAAUGCUUUGUUUCUUCCUCUACUGGCUUAUCAAUUGUGCCUUUCUGUUCAUCCCGGUACCACGUAUGAAGAAGCUAGUUCACGUCAAAGUUGGUGUCUUCUUCGGCGCCACCAUCGCCUUCGUCGCUUGGACAUUGUCCCUGUCCGGCAGUGUUCGCAAAACACUUUCCGAGCCCUCCACCGUCAGUGGUUCAGAAAAGUCCUGGAUGAUUCUCAAGUUCUUCUUCUUGGGACUUGCUAGUUGUGGCACCUUCAUCACAAAUGCAGCUGAUCUGCAACGCUACGCAACUAAGCCUAACGAUGUUAUUGCUGGUCAGGUAUUCAGCUUCCCACUGUCUAACUUCUUGGUCGGAGUGUUUGGCAACGUGAUCGCGGCUGCAAGUAAAAGUAUCUUUGGCGAGGUCGUUUGGAAUCCUCUUAUAACCCUUGACAUGCUUAUGGAGGGUGAUCGUUAUACAGCUGCCAAUCCUAUUUUUGAGAAUUCUAUCCCUGCCGGAAACGAUAUCGCAUCUCUUAUGCCCAAGUACAUCACAGUGAAGCGUGGUUUCUUCAUCUGCGCAGUUAUGUCUUACGCAAUCUGCCCGUGGUACCUACUAUCGUCAGCAUCUGUCUUUAUCAACUUCCUGAGCUCGUACCAGAUCUUCCUAAGUGCCAUCACUGGUAUCCUGAUCUGCGACUACUACCUCCUGAGACGCGGCCUUUUCGAUAUUCCCAUGCUUUACUCAGGACAUAAGGCUUCUACUUACCACUUCUUCCACGGCUUCAAUCUUAGGGCCUUUGCGGUUUAUUUGAUCGCCGUUGCACCCAACUUCUACGGAUUCCUUUCCCAGAUGGGUGUCAAGGCACCACUGGGAGUCCAAAGAUUCUACUAUGUUGCAUAUCCCGUUGGACUCUUCAUAGCGUUUGGUGGCUACUGGUUGGUGAAUAUGCUCUUCCCCAAUGAUGGCAUUCCAAAGGUCUCGGGAUGGCAGGAGCCUAAGGAUUUUAUCGAAGACCACGAUGAUACCUUUGUCGACGUUGUUGUUAACUCAUCUGAAGCAUCGUCAGAUCAGGAAAAGGGAAAUCCAGAGGACGUUAUAAUGAAGAAAUAUUGA